Messenger RNA from Protopolystoma xenopodis, 297 nucleotides. The record is from the annotation of a GenBank genome assembly. Lineage: Eukaryota; Metazoa; Platyhelminthes; Monogenea; Polystomatidea; Polystomatidae.
AUGUUUCCGGUGGUUAGAGUCUCUCUGCUCGGACUUCAGCCAGACACAAAAUACUUGAUCGUCAUGGACAUUGUACCGGUAGACGCCAAGCGAUACCGAUACGCCUAUCACAGAUCAAGCUGGCUGGUCGCGGGCAAGGCUGAUCCAGAGCUGCAUCCGCGCUACUAUGUGCAUCCAGAUAGUCCAUUCUCAGGUGACCAGCUCGCCAAACAGACGGUCUCCUUCGAAAAACUCAAACUUACCAACAAUGUACUCGACAAACACGGUUAUGUAAGAGAACAGUCCAACAUUAAUUAA